Messenger RNA from Zygotorulaspora mrakii, 1974 nucleotides. RefSeq names its product putative ubiquitin-protein ligase ASI1 (gene ASI1). The transcript has a single exon. Gene Ontology annotation, molecular function: ubiquitin protein ligase activity. The record is from RefSeq and is a predicted model, not a curated record. NCBI's taxonomy places the organism in Eukaryota, Fungi, Ascomycota, Saccharomycetes, Saccharomycetales, Saccharomycetaceae. Gene Ontology annotation, biological process: ubiquitin-dependent protein catabolic process; protein ubiquitination. The coding region runs from base 1 to 1974 and encodes 657 amino acids.
AUGAACGCUACAGAUGGUCGAGAAACAACAAAGGAGGCAUUUGCAUAUUUAAAUCAAACGAAACACUCAUUAUUGCCGGAUGACAUUAUCUUGGGCCAUUUAGUCAACUACCCCUAUAGGCUAGCUUUCUCCCUGAUGGAGGCCGUCAAUGUACAUUACCAAGAAGCCGUUGCAUCAAGUGGACUACUCAUUAAUCUCCAAUCUGCACUAGAUAUUAUUGGGUACUUUUUUAGCACGUACGCAGUCGCGUGCUUCGUAAUUGCCCUGAUUUUGAACAGAUUCGUGCUUAUGGCUUCAUUACGAUCAAACACCAGGACUGUCUUGUUGCCUGUUUGGUCCAGAUAUACUGUACAUCUGAUGGCAAUCGUUCCGCUGGUUUAUAAUAUAACGCAAGCGUUAUGCCAGCUGGAAGUUAUAGCAGUAUUUCCGCCUGUAGAAGUGCCAUUCUUCCUUGCGCGUACCUUUUUGAUUUUUGCAUGGUCACAUUGUGUGGAAACGUUUAUCACAACCACAACAAAUCUCAAACCUUUGGAAGAAUCAGAUUAUACAAUUUUUGAACUCUCUCUGCAGUUUUAUUUUCUAUGUCAGAGUCCACAAAAUUAUGCGCAGCUCCAAGGGCACUUGCCAGAUUUCCUGACGGCCUUAAUUGGCAGAGUUUUGAUCCAUACCGUUGAAAUGUUGGACCUCAGGCGCUAUAGACUCUGGAGUAGUACUAUACUGAAUUUCUUUAGUAUUGGCUAUCUAGCGUACAGAGUUCAACAUUCAGGUCUUGAUUCCUUACCUGCUUUCACAAGAAUUAGGCAUUUCCCCAAAAUAUUUUCGAUAUUUCUGAUACUUCUCUCGGUGUUGACGUAUCUGUUAGCAUGUCUGGUUCGAAAGAAUCCUUUCAGCUCUCGGCAAUUCGAUACAUCAGAGCUCCAAUUUCAUUCCUUUAUGCAUAACUGGUGGAAUCACUUGAACUGUACAGGAGAGGAAGAAUUUUCUAGUGUCAUUAGCAAAUUGGCACUCUUACUAUGUAGUGGAACAGAAUCGAUGGAAAAAGGAAUACACAGGGAGUUUUCGCCCUUGAACGCGCCCCAAAAUGUUCACCCAAGUUAUUUCGUGAGUCCAUAUAUGAAUCGGAUCUCAACCAUACCGGAUGACGCAGACACGUCCGCAAAAUGCGUUGACCAAACUACGAAUUCCAACGGUACCCUCGCUUUUGUGACAAGAGUAAAACUGACUUUUAAUCUUAUCAAGCAUGGUGUUUUGUUUUAUCUCAAGGGCAAAUAUAAAGCGAGGAAAGGGUCCACAAAUAAGAGUCUGAAGAGAUCAAGGGCAAAGACUCAAACAAAGGAUUGUAACAGAUUUAUUACUGACAAAAAUUAUGUCAAAUUUUUGACGAAACCAAGAAAAGUCGGUACAGAGAAUGUAAAGGAGGUUUUGCUACCUGACGAAGAUCUUUCAGAAGACUACUCACCAAUUGAAAAUGAUUAUGAAGACUCAGACACUGCCGAAUUGGAGAUUGUAGACGUUAAUAAUACUCCCUCGGGUGAGAAUAUGGCUAGCGAGUUGUCUCAGCUAUUGGCACCAAACGAUACGCAAAACUUGCACGAGGACAUGAAAUGGUUCAUGUCAGUAUGGUCAAUUCUGAGCCGCACCCAAUUUACUGAGAAACGGAUAACAAGGUCUACUUAUGCUUCUUUAAAUCCUGAAGGCAUUCUGGCGGAAGUUAUGGUAGAAAGAAGCUCAAAUCUCAAGUUGCAAAGUACUCUCUACGAAAACGAAAAAGUUACGGAUAAUGACACAAGUGAUCAACAAAUGGAACUUGUUUGUGUCGUUUGUAGAAUAAACCAAAGAAACGUGGUCCUGUGGCCUUGUAGAUGUUUUGCGAUAUGCGAGGAUUGUAGAGUUUCACUAGGUUUAAGAGGUUUCAAGUCCUGCGUUUGCUGCAGGAGUGAAGUACAUGGGUACAGUAAGUUAAACGCUGUUUAA